AUGCAAUUAAUAGAAUAUCUGAACCAGAAUAAUAUUUUACCUCUAAAACAAUCAGGUUUUAGGGCUGGACUAAGCACGGUUACAGGGCUAUUGAGUGUGGUCGAUGAUAUUUUAACAGCGCAGGAUACAGGAGAGUCUACAAUUUUGAUACUGCUGGACUUUUCGCGUGCAUUUGACACAAUAGAUACUACUUUACUUCUGUCGAAGUUGAUGUAUUAUGGUUUUGACUGUAACGCAUUAAAGUGGUUUGAAAGUUAUUUAAAUGGUCGUACACAGCGAGUCAGACUUCAAAAUGAAACUGGUACCAACAUUUUUUCUGUUGCGUCUCCUGUUACUCGUAGCGUUCCACAAGGGUCAAUUCUAGGCCCUUUACUGUUUAUUCUCUACAGUGCCGAUAUUACGGGCUGUUUUAAAUAUUGCCAGUAUCGUUUAUAUGCCGAUGACCUUCAAGUCUACAUAUCAUUUAACAAACUAAAUCAGGAUUUAAGCGUGAUCGCUGAAUGGGCGAAUAAUAAUGAACUCAUCUUAAAUUCAAAUAAAAUAAAGUUAAUGAUUUUGGGGUCAAAGAAAUUAAUAGAACGAACGAAUGCUCAUAAGCCUAAAAUUGUUGUUGGUGGCAACUAUUUUGAACAGGUAUCCGAAGUUCGUAACUUAGGUAUAAUUAUGGAUAGUAGCCUAAGGUUUGAAAAUCAUUCUAAACUUAUCUACGACAAGCAUAUAUCUAGCAUUAUAACUAGGGCAUAUAAAGCCAUGGGAUUUGUCAUCCGCUGUUCUUGUGCCUUCAACAGCCUAAAGACGAUAAAAAUUCUCUACUGUUCAUUUGUACGUCCUAUUCUUGAAUAUGCAUCACAGGUCUGGAACCCACAAUAUGAGGUUUAUAAGUCUCGUAUUGAGGGUAUCCAGAAAAGGUUUCUAAAGUAUCUUGAUUAUAGAGCGCAUACAGAUUCUCAGAACUAUGAAGAGAGGUGCAAACGAUAUCACUUUCUUCCUUUAUCUGUUCGGCGUAAUAUUAAUGACGUAUGUUUUUAUCUAAAAAUUUGCAAUGGUUCAAUUUACUCCCCGGAAUUAUUAUCUGAUGUUACUUUAAAUGUUCCAUUAGCAAAUAAGAGGAAACGCAAACUUCUUUACAUAAACAGAGCUCAUACGAACUAUAGACGUAAUUCUUUCAUGAUUAGAACUGCUAAAUUUAUAAACUCGCUUAAUUUUGAUAUUGAUCCAUUUUAUACUACCCCGAGUGUGGCCAAGAGUACCUUAACCAGUGAAUAUUUUGCUUAA
Messenger RNA from Parnassius mnemosyne (clouded apollo), 1275 nucleotides. The record is from the annotation of a GenBank genome assembly. Lineage: Eukaryota; Metazoa; Arthropoda; Insecta; Lepidoptera; Papilionidae.